Patiria miniata (bat star) is the source of this 4644-nucleotide messenger RNA. Its product is annotated as fibronectin-like. The record is from RefSeq and is a predicted model, not a curated record. The transcript is spliced from 14 exons. NCBI's taxonomy places the organism in Eukaryota, Metazoa, Echinodermata, Asteroidea, Valvatida, Asterinidae. Bases 144 to 2132 code for a protein of 662 amino acids. Gene Ontology annotation, molecular function: protein binding.
UGUUCGCGAAGAAUUACAAAUUCAGUUCUGCAGUUCGUGCACUGCAUUUCAAAUUCUCGAGAGCACUGAGUGUCGUGAGUUCACCAAGGCAUAAUAAGUUUCCGGACCACCGUUCCAGACCCCAAUUUCAUCAGAAAUUAAAGAUGGAGUGUGCACCGGGCAAGGUCGUUUUCUGUUUGUUGGCGGCGAUGUCUUCUCUGAUGGUGAUGGUGCGAAGUCAGGAACUUAUGUGUCCGUCUGUCAGUCCUAAAGACACAGACGACAAAGCCACAGCUGACGUGACUUGGACCGACCCGAGUGGGGGCGGGCUAUCUGGUGUGACAUGCCUCCCAGCUAGCGGCUCGCCAUUUCCAAUUGGCAUCACCACGGUGACGUGCACGGCUCAAAAUACGGCUGGAAAUACGGUCAUGUGCACUUUUUGGGUGACAGUAAAUGACAACCAGCGUCCAGAGUUCACCAAGUGCCCCGAACCGAUUCGGAGGACGAUUGCCAACUUCCAACCCAUGGAUUCCCUCUCGUCCCUGGCUGUCACCUGGGAGCAGCCAUCCACCAAGGACAACGCGCCGAAGCCAGCACAGUUAUCUAACACACACGAGUCGGGCACCGAGUUCGAUCUGGGCAGCACUAGCGUCAAGUACACUGUCAGAGAUGAUGCAGGAAACACAGCGAGCCAACCGUGCUCUUUUGAUGUCCGCGUUGUCGUCCAACCACCGAAUGAUCACAUCUUCGCCAAGGAUCUCUCUACUAAUGGUUUCACGGUCGUCUGGCCCCAGUCGGAAGACGAAGCCGUGACGGACUACAAUCUCUUAAUCUGGAAGGACGAUGCACCAAGACCAGAUUCCAGCCAGCGAAUCCCCGUGACACCCAGCGACGAUGACAGGAAAUACACGUACAUCGAGAAAGCAGUCGGUGAUCUGGAGCCCGCCGUGCUGUACAAUGUUGAGGUCAGCAGUGAGUCGGGCACCGUCAUCUCGUUGAUCCAGCAAUGGACGCGGCCGAUGUCCCCUACCAAUCUAGAAGCAAGUACCAUUUCUCCUUCUUCUGUGGAGCUGUCUUGGACUGCAAGCCCGGGAAAUGUGGAGCAGUACCGUAUUAUAACAUCCACUGGGAUUAAUUUCUACGUCCCCAAGGAAACAGAGAGCGUGACGCUGGAGUAUCUCGAUCCUCGUAUACAACUCAGCGGAUACGUGAGGGCCGUGGUUGGGUCAGGGAAAAAGCGACUUGAAAGUGAUUACGAUAGUGAAAGUUUCAUGACAGGUCCAGUGAAUGAUUCCCAGCUCAUAGCCUAUGACUACACUGAGUCAACAAUAAGGGUAGUGUGGAAGCAUUCCUCUUCGACAUCCAACUCCAAUGAACCCUACAUGCUGUUGAUUAAUCCACCGGACGCAGAGAAGAACUAUCUAACCGUCUUUGAAUCGACGCGUGGAGAGUUCAAGGGACUGAAGCCCAACACGGAGUACCAGAUCAGACUAAUCAGCAACCUGGGUCUGUCGCUCGGCACUUCUCAGAAAACCAGACCGGGUCGCGUCAGUAAUUUACGCCCGACUGCGGUGGCAAAUGCAUCGAUCACUCUUGAGUGGGACCCACCAGCGGAGGGGGCCGUCACCUCAUACGAGGUGAAAAUAUCCCCGGCGGGGACACAGAAUAAUCCUGCAAUGGAAUCGGACACCAGUCGUGUUUUCGUGGGCUUGAAGUAUGGCACCGAGUACAGCCUCAGUGUUGUGUCUGUUCAUGAUGGCAUGAAGAGCGUUCCCCAGACUCUGAUGGUGACGGCUGGUGUAACCAAGGCAGUGAUUGAACCACUGAACCAGCAGGCGAUAAUAAUUGGGUCGGUCUUGGGCGCCUUUGUCCUCGUUCUGGCCAUUGUCUUGGGUGUUAUCUGCCUAAAAUAUCGGAGCCUGAAGAGCCAAGCAGAGCCUGCAUUGGCGAGAACGGGACGCACAAAUGAAGCCGUGGCGCCCGAUAAUGGUUACCAGGCGGGAGCGGUUCAAGGUAGCGACGUGGGUGUGUAUGAGGUGCCGAAAACCGAAAGGACCCCAGGACCCCAUGAUGAAUACGAGAACACAGUCAUCGGUCAGCAAAGCGCUGGAAAGGCGGCACCAAAAACCAAGCCCAGGCCCAACUUUCGUUAAAUUAAGGCAGUUGAAAAGCCCAACAAGAAGACCGGUUUCGAUCGAGAAAUCACGGGCAUUUUAGACGUCUCUGGUCUUGAGAGGAUUUGGGACCUUUGGAAAGACAGAUCUACCCUGAAUUUUGCGGUUUUAAUUUGAGAACCUAAAAGAGUGGAUAUCAUUUGCACAAAAGUGUGUGUUUGAUUAAAAAGCAACUAUAUAUAUCAUUGGUAAUUAGAAUAAAGGUGUAUACGUUCUGCUUAAUAUUGUAGACAAAACUGUUGAUCUUCCCGAUAAUUUGUACGGAGAAUUUUGAUUUUCGCUUGAUUCAAAUGAAAAUGUUUACCAAUUUUUGAAACGAUUAUACCCAAAACGGGCAGGCAAAAUAUUUCCAGCUUGUAUUCUGUACGUCUACCACUUUUAAUUGUCCCUAAAUACUGUCUUUGUUCAAGGGACGCCAUAACGCCCUAUAAUUCACGAUAAAUAUUUGAAGCAUUAUACAUUGCUGCAAAUCUGGGAAAUAACAAAUGGGGAUCGCUCACAGAGGGACACUACUUUUUAAUGCAAAUCAAAUUUUCAAAUAACCAUAAUUUGAGAAUGCCCAGGUCCUUAUUUUAUUAUUUCUUUGUUCAACUUUUUUAUCCAUUUGUCAUUGGAUGUAAAAGUUUAAAUAUGUAAAUACUUUUUUUUUAUGUAUAGAGCGUAUAAAUGCAUUUUGGUGAGGAUUUCUUUACAGCAGCAUAAGCUUAAAGGCUUUGCAUCGGUCCCUGGUCAGACUGACUCGAAAUCCGGUAAUUUGUUUGUCACAUAGUAUGAACAGAAGUUAAAGCAGUGCUCACCAGGAAUAUUCUAGCUGAUUUUUUGGCAGGCUGACUAGGUCUUCAUCAGAGCAGGGAGUUGCAGUUCGUCUCCCAGCUCCGAUGAAGGCCUAGCUAUAGUCAGGCCGAAAAUUCAGCAAGAAAAUUCCUGGUAAGCACUGAUUUUACUUAUUUUCAUCAUAUUUACUUCUCUUAAUUCAUGCUACACAGGUUUGUUUUAUUUUGUUUGGCAUAAUACCUUUCAGGGUCAACAUUGCCACUUAUCUGGGUCAAAAUGACAUGCUUGACUAGUUUGACAAGGUUUCUGGGUCAAAACAAACCAAACCAAGACAAUCAUCAUUUUGACCAGGCAAAGUUUCAUUUGUUUGAUCCUUAAAUAAUAGGGUGGCUAAAAAAAAACCCGAAAUCGAGAUAUUGCUGCUAAUUGGAACAGAAGUAGGGCACAUGUUAAUCAAUUAACCCAAAGGGAGAUUUCUUCUGUUAGGGCUGAACCUCCUAUUUAAAAUGAAAGGGUCUAUUUAGAGAGUUGCGCCACUUUUCAAUUGUGGUUUUUGUGGUGUCAUUAUUUUUGUCAGAGUGAAAGGCAAUGGUUGCCAAUCAAGGCAUGUGGGAAAAAAGAAAAGAGAUUUCACCAUUUAAAUCUGACGAAUGACUUUUUAGAGCGUAUAUUUUAAUAUUUUGUCAAUAUGAUUGGCUUGACGAUUUUUUUUUUUUUUUUUUAAAUAGUUCGGUUGUUUUGAAACAAGUUUGAUGAAGAAGACACAUUGGUGUUUCAACUGAGCCAGAGCGACACAUGCAUGGAUUUAGAAUCCUGAAACCAUCUGUCAGACCAUGAAUGAGAACAUGGGCGUCGCUAGGAUUUUUUCGAGGGGGGAGGGCAAAAGCACAUCCCUCAAAUCGUUGUGCUUUCUCUAGCAUAUUCUCAAUGUAUCAUUCUUUUUGGAGGGUGGGCGGGGGACAUUAAAUUACCACCUCAUCCCCAUUUUAUACCCCUGCACAGCUCCCCCUUGCCCCAUCCUGUCGACGCUCAUGAAUGAGAAUGGUCCAGCUCAACUUGGCUGAGUUAUGUAUAAAUAAUGUAAAUUGUAACCGCAAGUCAUACACAGACUUUGAAAAACAAGAUGUAUUCUGCAUUAUGUCCUUCGCCGAACAAGAAGGCACACUUCGUAAUUGGUCAGUCCAUUGUUACACAGUCGGACCCAAAAACUCUCAUGUUCGGUCGAUGAUGUAAUGUGAUGAUUCUUUGUGUCAGAAUGAAACUUUUACUUUUGAGCUCAAACAUUUUGCACUGAGUUAAUGAUUCAAGUCUCUCAUCCGUUUUCUGUUUUUGUGACUUUGUUAGAAAUUUGUGACUUUGUACAGUACUGUAAUUUGUUGAAUGUAAUAGAGAUCAGUGAUGCAGUAUAUCAAUAAUUUUGAAUAUAAACCGGCAAUGAUUGAUCCACUAUUAUUAUAUAAGGGAUGUACUCAGAAAAAAAGUCUCAAUUUUUGGAUUUUGUUACAUUUCAAGACUGUGUGUUAAACACUGCAAACUUUAUAUUUAAUCAUACCUUGUGACACUGUCCUUGUCAUUGAACGUGUUUCUUGGUGAUGAUCAUUAUUAAGUAUUUGGCAGCAUUGAAAUAAAUGUCCGAUGAAGUACUGUAAUGGUUUCUGUGACCUCAGUCCAUGAUGACGAAACUCUCAUCCAGUAUGCAUACUAUACAACUGAGAUG